Molecule: messenger RNA, 4967 nt
Organism: Erpetoichthys calabaricus (reedfish)
Lineage: Eukaryota; Metazoa; Chordata; Cladistia; Polypteriformes; Polypteridae
Gene: mtmr4
Product: myotubularin related protein 4
Exons: 18
Coding region: 331-3906 (1191 amino acids)
Biological process (GO): regulation of autophagy; dephosphorylation
Molecular function (GO): phosphatidylinositol-3,5-bisphosphate 3-phosphatase activity; metal ion binding; protein phosphatase binding
Source: RefSeq, a predicted model, not a curated record
CAUGAGCAACCAAGGUGGAGACUGCCUUAUAGACAGUUCCCUCCCCCACCUUGUCUCCUCUUGCAGCUCUUCUGUGCACCUGCCGUUAUUUUCAUCAGUAUGGACCUAAAAUUCAUCUGUUUGUUUUGGAUCAUCCUGUUUUCCCAGACUGGUCAAUCUCGUUCUGUUUUAGCUGCAGGAUCCCUGCAUUUAUUCAGAGCUUACUAUUUAGAGCUGACAUUGCGCCGUUAAAGCAGUAGGACACAGAAGGGUAACAAUGGCUUUGCCGGUACACCAUGCUCCAUCAGAGCUGCUUACUGCACCAGCGCAGCUUGCGCUGUCCUUCUGAACAUGAGACUGGCUGGUGGAGUGUCUUGCUCUAUGCUAAACUGCUUUGGCGAGGAAGGUCCUCCUAGCUUGGAAUACAUUCAGGCCAAGGACCUUUUCCCUCAUAAGGAGCUGGUGAAAGAAGAUGAGAGUCUGCAGGUUCCAUUUCCUGUUCUUCAGGGGGAAGGAGUAGAGUAUCUUGGACGUACUGAUGAUGCCAUUAUUGCAAUCUCAAACUACAGGCUACACAUCAAAUAUAAGGAUUCUAUUAUCAAUGUACCACUGAGGUUGAUUGAAAAUGUAGAGAGUCGGGAUAUGUUCCAGCUGCAUAUCAUUUGCAAAGAUUCCAAGCUUAUACGGUGCCAUUUUCCUACAUUUAAGCAGUGCCAGGAGUGGCUUAAGAAGCUGAAUCGAGCUACUCUUUAUCCAGCAAGAAUAGAAGACCUCUUUGCCUUUGCUUACCAUGCUUGGUGUCUUGGUGUCUGUGCUGAUGAUGAAGAUCAACAUGUCCAUCUUUGUCGCCCAGGAGAUCAUGUGCGACAUCGUUUUGAAAUGGAGCUUAUAAGAAUGGGAUUUGACCUGCAGAAUGCUUGGAGGGUGUCUGAUAUUAAUAACAAUUACAAGCUGUGUUGGAGUUAUCCUCAGAAAUUGUUGGUUCCUGUGUGGAUAACAGACAAAGAACUGGAAAGUAUUUCAUCCUUUCGAUCAUGGAAAAGAAUUCCAGUGGUGGUGUACAGACACCAACAAAAUGGGGCAGUCAUUGCACGCUGCAGUCAGCCAGAGAUCAGCUGGUGGGGCUGGCGAAACACAGAUGAUGAGUAUUUGGUUACAUCCAUUGCAAAAGCAUGUGCAUUAAAUCCGGGAUCAAAGUCCAGAUUCACCAGCAGUUCCAGGGCAAGAUGUGAGGGAAGUGAUCCUUCGGAAAGUGACUUUGACUCAUCUUUGACAGCUGGUCCUACAUCAGAAUCUGCUGGUACCCCACAAAAACUGCUAAUUCUGGAUGCACGGUCAUACACUGCUGCAGUCGCCAACAGGGCCAAAGGUGGUGGAUGUGAAUGCGAAGAAUAUUACCCUAAUUGUGAAGUGAUGUUCAUGGGCAUGGCUAAUAUCCACUCAAUAAGAAACAGCUUUCAGUCCCUCAGAGCUGUGUGCAGCCAGAUUCCUGAUCCUGGAAACUGGUUGUCAGCCCUGGAGAGCACCAAAUGGCUACAACACUUGUCUGUGAUGUUGAAGGCUGCAGUGCUAGUAUCUAAUGCAAUAGAGCGUGAAGGACGACCUGUGCUUGUACACUGUUCUGAUGGCUGGGACCGGACUCCACAGAUUGUUGCCCUUGCUAAGAUUUUACUGGAUCCUUUCUAUAGAACUAUUGAGGGGUUUCAAGUCCUUGUGGAAACAGAGUGGCUGGAUUUCGGGCACAAGUUUGGAGAUCGCUGUGGACACCAAGAGAACUCUGAUGAUCUGAGUGAGCAGUGCCCUGUAUUUCUGCAGUGGCUGGACUGCAUUCAUCAGCUUCUCAAACAAUUUCCCUGUUUGUUUGAGUUCAAUGAAGCUUUCUUGGUCAAGCUUGUUCAACAUACUUAUUCCUGUCUCUAUGGGACGUUCUUGUGCAAUAAUGCGCGUGAGAGAGAAGCACGAAACACUUAUAAUCGCACUUGCUCAGUAUGGUCUCUUCUUCGCCCAGGAAACAAAAAUUUUCAAAACUUUCUAUAUAUCCCUGGUCAUGAUGUGGUUCUACAGCCUGUUUGCCAUGUGCGAGCUCUUCACCUGUGGACAGCUGUGUAUCUUCCCACCUCCUCUCCUUGCACUGCUGCUGAAGAAAACAUUGAUGCCUACCUGUCACCUGAAGAACAAAGUGAAGACUUAACUUCACGGUCACUGGACAGGCUUCCCAAAACAAGGUCAAUGGAUAAUCUUGUGACUGCCUCUGAAAAUGGCACUACCUUGGCUCGCACCUCAAGUGAUCCAAACUUAAAUAAGCACUGCCAGGAAGAAGAACACGCUAUUCUUGAACAAAAGGCUGAGCCAUUAGAAACCACCAAGGACAUUCCAGAAGGCACCACUUUGUUAAAUGAGGAAUACAGCAGUAUCAAACACAAAGAGAGACUGACUUUGCCUUCUGGUGACUGUCAAAAAGUUGAUGGAAACCAAGAAGAAGUUAGUGAUGAAAACUUUAACUCACUCAAGGGAUGUUGUUCAAAUGUACCCUUUUUGUCAAAUCCGGACUGUGUUGUGCAUAGUGAUGUUUCAAGUUUUACAAAUGCAAAUUCAGAGCAAGCCGAAGAUACUGUAGAGGAAACAGAGACAUUUGACAAGAGUUCAUUGUGCCAAGUAUUGCCCGAGGACAAAGAACAAAGUAACUGGACAUCAGAAAAUACAAAGCCAUGUUCCUUACAUACAUGUGUACAAGUAUCAAAAAGUAGGCAUGAAACUGACUGUAAAGAAAAUGUUUUUGCUCCUACUGCAGUAGAACUACUUAGAAUAAAAGCUGCAUCUGUAGAGCUGGAAGAUUCUACAGAAACACUAACAGAACAUAGGAUCCUAGAAGAAACAUGCCAUAAGAGGCCUUUGCUUUUAAAAAGCAAUGGACUGUCUUCAAAUGCUGACUAUAACUGUAUAGAGGUUUCUCGCUUGGGCAGGGCACAUUCUGACACUGCAAAGGCUGUGAGAAAGUUCAUUUCUCAAAGCCAGUUCAGUGAAUUUUCAGUGCUGGGGUCCAACUGGGAGAGCAUGCAAGGUUUAGUAAAGUCUGCUUACAAUGGAGAAUCAUUGAUGAGGAGAGGUUUUCCUCCAGGCUACCAAAAUAGAAGGUUAACCAGCAAGCUUUUACGUGCCCAGGGUCUAGCAUCCCUUAGUGGGCAAAGUUGUCAGAAAGAAAUCCUACGCCAGAUGAACCAGACCCACACCAGCUGGUUUUCCGGGGGAUCUGCAAUGAAGAAUGUAGGGUAUAUGACACUAUCCAACUCAAGGCAACUUCCUCCUCCUCUUCCUCCUGGGAAGCAGAUAUUGACUGGCAUGUUGUCACCCUGCCUUAGCUACCUGGAUGAUGAUGGACUUUCUGUUCCAGUGGAUGCAGUGCAGCAACGGUUGAGGCAAAUUGAAGCCAGCUACAAACAAGAAGUAGAACUACUGCGGGGACAGGUCAGGGAACUUCAGAUGAGACUUGAGAGCAAGCAGUGCUGUAUGCCCCCAGCUGAACCAGAUGUUGAUUAUGAGGAUGACUUUACUUGUCUACGGGAAUCCGAUGACAGCGAUGUAGAAGAUUCACUCUCGGUUCAUAGUGAUGACCGAUUGUCUGAGGCCAGCUGGGAACCUGUUGAACAGAAGGACACAGAGGUAACUCGCUGGGUUCCAGACCACAUGGCCUCACAUUGCUUUAGCUGCGACUCUGAAUUCUGGUUAGCCAAGCGUCGCCAUCAUUGCAGGAAUUGUGGAAAUGUGUUCUGUGGAAGCUGCUGCCACCUAAAACAGCCCAUUCCUGAGCAGCAGCUCUAUGACCCUGUGCUGGUCUGUAACUCGUGCUUUGACCAGAUCCAAGUAUCCAAGGCCCGGGAAAUCAUGAGCCAACAGCUGAAAAAGGCAAUCACCACUGCCUCAAGCUGAAAAAGGACACAAACAAUUUGAAUGGGUUUAAGUCAGCAGACCAGUUAAAACAUGAAUGACCACCUCUGUGGCUUUAGCCCACGAGAGAGUCUAGGAUGAGAAGGUCUUCAUUUUUGCCCCCUCCUGGUCAGGUUUGAGCCAAAUUUGAUGGACAACUAUGCAAGAAAGUGAGAGAUGGGAAGUUGCUUUUGUGCUAAUGCCCAAACAACCUCAGCGAAAGUGUCUUUAGGUAGAAUUACUGCAUUCUGGGAUGCUGGGCAGGUUCACUUGAGAUCUGGUCUCUGCUGGAAUAUGACCACAGCCGUAAUCUUAAUCUAUGCAUCCAGAGCUGUGCAUCCUGCAAGACUUAUUGAAAUGGAGGCAGGGUGGGGGGGUGUUGGGUUGGGGUGCACUGACCUUAAACCGUAUAUCAGAGGCUUAAUAUUUAAAAAUGCUGCUACAGUAUGUGAACUUCUUUGUGCACUAAAAGCUGUUGUAAAUUUGAUAGGGUUAGGGAUUGGGAUGGAGCAUUCUUGAAAGGGAUUCAAGAGGGGGUCUGGAUACUGGACAGAGACCAAACAACAAAAAAAAACACAAUGGACAAUGGACAACUCCAUUACUGCUGCUGUGCUGUGUUUUUUGUUUUUUUUUUUAUUUGGGGGGAAAUCUGUUAGAGCCUGAAUGUAAUGUCUAAAUACAUGAGAGCAAACAACACUGUGCAAAUGUUGGUAAGUUGUUGGUCAGAUCAGUGGGGAAAAAGUCCUUGGCAUAUAAUCUUCACAAGUUUUCAAAAUGUACACUUCUGGAUAAUACUUUUUUUGCUCUUUCUGUCUGAAAGUGCUGUCAGAAAGAGAUGUAUGUUUUGAAUUGCACUGGUCAUCUAACACAGUUUGGAGUCAGUGGGGGGCGGUUGGGUUUAGUGUAACUAACUGCUGUUGGGGGAAUUAUGUACUACCAAUCCUGUACAUUAUGUGAGAAAAUAAAUGUUAGAUGCACCUAUCCAUGGAUAAAUUUAAUGUAUCACACAAGGUAAAGCAACUGUAUGUGUAUACCUUAAAUAAAAAGGGCCUGCAGAUGCGAAA